AAAACAAAUGGCCAACGAAGCAAGCAAACGUAACAAUAAAGACAUUACAAAACCUAGCAAUAAAGACUGCAUUAUAAAUGUAUCAAAAGAGAUAAAACAAAGUAGAUAUAAAACCAUAAAGAAACAAAUAGACAGUGAAAAGGAUAUACAAUAUCAUACUAAUAAACCAUUGUUAUUAGUUCUGUUUUGAUCGUAUCAUUUAUAGGCUACAGGCCAGCCGGGCAAACCAAACAACAUUGAUAAAACUAUGUACAUUGUAACUAUACAAACCUACAAAAAAAAGAAAAAGACAAAGUAAAGUAGUACCGUCAACGAUAAUCGUGGAAUAAUCAAUUUACAUUCGUCUUGGUGAUAUAUUUAUGAAUGGAUUUACUUCUAUAUAUUUGGUAUGCUGAAUUAAGCUAUUACCGUAAGACACAUUAUUUAAAAUACAGUACUUAUGAAGAGUACAGAAUGUAUAUGUGUACAGGGUACACUCAUUUAUUAUAUUUGUAUUCUGAUAUAUAUAUAUAGACUAUCAGGUUACUACGUUUUGAUAUCGUGGUUAUUUGGCGAGGUUUAGAUAACGGUGUAACAGGGGAGCUAGAGCGAGCCUUUUACACCGUUAUCGAACCGAGCCAAUAACCACGAUAUCAAAACGUAGUAACGUGAUAUUUGGUUUUAUCAUGCAACCCUUUUCAAGUUAUAUUUUUGUAAUAUGUUUCAGUCAAAAACGGUAUAGAAACGAUUAGUGUUAUCGUGUAGAAACUACUAUCAGAAGUCGGACAACAGCAACCAUCUUACGAAUGGCAUAGCCAGCCCAAACGUUAUGUUUCCAAAUUUUAAAUAAAAUACCUUUAUUAUAUAUCAAAGUCUAUUGUGUCACAACAUUACAAUGUUUGUACCUUUUUCUGUGAAAAUAAACUCAAGUUUAUGUGUAACCUGGAGAAGAUCUACAUCACUGGUUGCUAGUGACUGUGACGUCAGACGCUGUUCCAAUGUGAACAGUAUUUGCAGGAAGCUUCUUGCUUUUUUGUUUCAAAAUGUUUAAUUAAAACUGCUGGCUAGUUCCGAAUGGGAGCGAUUAAUGGAGAAUUAACAAUAAGAGGUAAUUUGAUGUUACAGGAAGUAUAAAUGUUAUAUUUAUUUAUGCAGUUCAACAAUUAUUGUUGUAUAUGGAUGUUUGAAAAAUGAGAAAACGAUCUACCUGAAAAUUGAGCAAUCAUUCGUCAUGCGCACAACUCAUUUCCUAGUGACAUGGUUCCUUUCGAAUUAUCAGUUGCAGCUGCAGUAGGUGGUGUCACUGGUGCAGUUCUUAUAGUCGCUGUAGUGGCUGUUGUGAUUAUCAUUUGUAUAAGGGUAAAACGAACACCAGACAAGCAAAACACCGAUGACGAUGGAGAUUAUGUCAACAGGGACUCUAACCCUAAUAACGAUGUCGUCAAUGUUAACCCUUUUAACAGUAACAAUGUUAACCCUUAUACUGAUGGCAACCCUUACGAACAUCUACAACACAACACUGUACAGUAUGUUAAUACGCCGUCGAGUGUUGAUGAAGACCACGUGUACCUCCACGUCACUGAACCAACACAGACGUCAGAUCACGUUUAGUACAAUACUGUGAAAAACGACUGAAUCAAACAUUUAUGAUACACGGCAGUAGAUACUGAAGAAAGGAAAAUAAAUUUAUUAAAGCAGA
Messenger RNA from Gigantopelta aegis, 1678 nucleotides. RefSeq lists its product as uncharacterized. NCBI's taxonomy places the organism in Eukaryota, Metazoa, Mollusca, Gastropoda, Neomphalida, Peltospiridae. The transcript has 3 exons. The record is from RefSeq and is a predicted model, not a curated record. The coding region runs from base 1237 to 1590 and encodes 117 amino acids.